UGUUCCCGUCCCUGCGAGUGCCCGCGUACCUUAGACUACUAAAGUGUUGUCCCAACCAGGCUGACGAUCCCUUCUGAUCAUCCCCUCCCCACCCCCUGUACCUUCUCUCUAUAAACUCAUAAAUCUCUGCUACCUUAUCUUCUUGAUACGGCCGGCCUGUUCUUUCUUCUAGACUCUCCCUGGACCGAGUGUCCGGAAGUAUCACCGACCGCCACCACCAUUGACCGACCAUCAACAACAACCAUGGCAUCUACCCAUCACCACUACCAACACGACACAGAAAAUCUCGACUACUCCUCCGACGGCUCCGACGAUGUUCCCUUUCUACAGAACGCUCUCAACCCCUCCCGCCGUGUGAAGCGUUAUACGCGCCCAUUAAUCGACUACGUGCGCAAUGAAUGGCAAUCCAACACCAAAUACUCGGGGUCGUCGCCCGACCGGUCAGACACGCCCGGGUGGGUGCAGAUGGUGCUGUCCAUCAUCACGGCCCCGCGCUUCCGACGCUACGCGAUCAUCUACACCACACUGUUCAUGUCCUGUCUGCUGGGCUGGGAGUUCGUGCUGUCGCCCCGACUGCAGGAACACACUGAGUUGACGAAGUCGCUGGACCCGAAAUUGGAGGAGAAGGUCGGCGGGUGGUACGGGACGAACGCGCUCCCGAGUUUCGAGAGGGUCAUCCAGUUGAAGAAGCUGGAUGCGUCGCUGCUGCCGGCGAAAGAGGCGCCGGAGUCGGGUAAGGAGAGCACGAGACGGUUGGUCGUGGUGGGGGAUGUGCAUGGGUGCAGUACUGAGCUGGAGCGCCUCCUCGAGGAAGUCACAUUCAACGAGCAGACCGAUCAUCUCAUCUUCGCCGGCGACCUUAUCAACAAAGGCCCCGAUAGUCCUGGCGUGGUCGACCUCGCCCGGAAGUACUCUGCCUCCUGCGUUCGCGGCAAUCACGAAGAUCGCGUCCUGCUGGUGCGCCAAGAGUUGGCCGAAAUGGAUGCUAUGACGGACACCUCGGGCGAUGAGUUUAUGGACGGCUUGUCGACGUCUAGGGCCCAGAAGGAUCUGCGACUGGCCCGGAACCUUACCGACGAGCAGGCGGACUGGCUCGACGCAUGUCCCGUGAUCUUGAAUGUGGGCCACAUCCCCACGAUGGGCCAGGUCGCCGUGGUACAUGGCGGGUUAGUUCCCGGCGUGGACUUUGACAAACAAGACCCGUUCAGUGUGAUGAACAUGCUGAGCAUCGAUCUGGAUACGCACCUCCCAAGCUCCACUCGGGACGGGAAAAAGUGGACCAAGUUCUUCAACAAGCACCAAUCUCUCAACUACAAAUCCUCGAAACACGCCGACGCUCAAGCCACCGAGACUCAAGCCACGACCGUCAUCUACGGCCACGACUCCAAGACCUCUCUCAACAUCAAAACCUACACCAAGGGCCUCGACUCGGGCUGCGUCAAGGGCGGCAAACUGACCGCCUUGGUCAUCACCGACGGCGGCGAACAGAAGGUGAUCCAGGUUCGGUGUAACAACUACUUGGAGAAGUAGAUCCGUCGUGAGCUUCAUUUUUUUUUAUUUUUUUUUUCUUUGCGACCUGUGUACUUCCGGCGAUAUUUCUGUUAUAUAUACAUGCAUGCUUCUCCGCGGGUCAGGAGAGGAUGUAUUGAGAUCUGUACAUUCUGGAUCGGUGUGCAUUUUGCAUAUGCGAGGAGUUCUGGGUUUAUUGAGAAUUGGUUCGGGUAGACGAGAUGAUUUUAGCAUAGUCAGGUCAAAUGUAUGUGCAU
Aspergillus homomorphus CBS 101889 is the source of this 1766-nucleotide messenger RNA. Its product is annotated as putative serine/threonine-protein phosphatase. The coding region runs from base 244 to 1530 and encodes 428 amino acids. Gene Ontology annotation, cellular component: cytoplasm. The transcript is spliced from 3 exons. Lineage: Eukaryota; Fungi; Ascomycota; Eurotiomycetes; Eurotiales; Aspergillaceae. Gene Ontology annotation, molecular function: endopolyphosphatase activity; phosphatase activity. The record is from RefSeq and is a predicted model, not a curated record. Gene Ontology annotation, biological process: polyphosphate catabolic process.